Molecule: messenger RNA, 885 nt
Organism: Kwoniella shivajii
Lineage: Eukaryota; Fungi; Basidiomycota; Tremellomycetes; Tremellales; Cryptococcaceae
Exons: 10
Coding region: 1-885 (294 amino acids)
Source: RefSeq, a predicted model, not a curated record
AUGGGUUUCGCGCUCGCUGGCCGCAGUAUACUCUGGGGUGGACCUUCGACUGGUGGACCACACGUUUCACAGUUGACGAUGGGUGAUACAUCUCUGGAUCCCAUCGAAGAAGGGUUGAAAGCCUUGAUCCAAUCUAAUACGGGAUUGUUCUUAGGUCCUAUUCUCAUAGGGUUCAUAGCAGAUAUGGUUCUAUUCGGCGUUAUGACAGCUCAACUUAUCCGUUGGACAUCUUAUGCUAUUGAAGAUCGAUGGUUUAUCAAGGUUAUUGUAGGAUGGUGUGCAUUGUUCGGCACAAUAGCUUCCAUUUUUAAUUUGGCAUAUGUACAUCAUAUUUUCGUGAAUCACUUCGGGACUUUCCGUACUAUUGCAGCAACAGAUUUGAGCUCUUGGCUUGGUAUUAUAGCAUCAUUGACUUCAGCUGGCGUACAGCUUUUCUAUUGCGAUAGAGCUUAUAGGCUUUCUGGACAAAGCAAAAUACUAGCAGGUGUGAUUUUCUAUUUCAUACUGUGUUCCAUCGUUGGAGGUAUAGGAAGUAAGAUCACUUCUAAUGGGUCAUCUGACCCCGCUUCGGUCCGUAUGGCUACCAUUUUCAUCUAUUUAUACACCUCAGGGGCCAUGGAUGCGGAUAUAAUCAUAACUGUUUCGAUCAUGUGGUGUUUGUCCAAAUCGAGAUCUGGUUUCGUUCAAACUGAUCAACUGGUCAAUAAACUACUCACGAUUUCUGCUGAAACUCAACUUCCCCCUACUCUCAUGGCAACUUCAUUCUCGAUUAUUUUCGCAUAUAAAACUACAAAAGCUGCAGCUCAUCCUGAUCAAGUAAUUAUUGACGUCACUUCAAACCUAACUGGAUUUUUCAUGCAAGUCUUUCUCUCCUCGACCUCGUAG